GCGCUCUGCUCUGCCUUUCUACCAGGACAACGCCGGAGGAGACCCACAGUGCCUCACAGCCGCGCACUGCAGAGGAGAGAGAGGGGGAGAGAGAGAGCGAGAGAGAGAGAGAGAGAGAGAGAGAGAGAGAGAGAGAGAGAGAGCGAGCGGGACUCACACAGCACCGGGGGAAUAUGUCACGCACCGUGGGACGCUUCAACCAGCGGCGCAACGCGGUCCAUGCAUACCCACUGCCUCUGCUUUAGUCCACUUGUCUCUGCCACCGCCGCCACCACCUCCGCUGCUUCUGGUCCAUCCCCGUCCCCCCUCCUCCUCACUCUGUCCACCCCUCCUCCUCCUCCUCCUCCUCCUCCGCCUCCUCCUCUGGCUCUUCAACCGUCCCGUCGCCAGGAUGGACAAGUCGCCCUGCUGUCCGCAUCCCGUGACCAACACGACCAACUCUUCCCCGUCGGACCGCGGGAACUCGUCAUCGACCAGGAAGCCAGGGAGGAGCGGGUCGCAUAGCCCCGGCUCCGGUUCCCUUGGCGGCCCGGCUGGUGGAGGAGGAGGAGGAGGAGGUGGAGGAGGAGGAGGAGGAGGAGGCAGCCGGGGAGCUGUGCUGGGGAACAGCAUGCAUUUGCAGCAGCCGCGUAAGAGGCAGCUGGAAGGAGUGCUGAGCAAAUACACCAACCUGAUCCAGGGCUGGCAGAACAGGUACUUUGUGUUGGAUCCAGAGCUGGGACAGCUGCAGUACUUUGUCAACGAGCACGGGAAGAGCCAGAAGCCCCGCGGGUCCCUGCCCCUGAUUGGUGCCUCGGUAACCCCAAGCGACGAGGCUCCGCACAUGUUCGUCGUGAACUCUGUCAAUGGAGAGCUGUACAAACUCAGAGCCUGCGACACCAAGGAGCAGCAGUUUUGGAUCAGUCAGCUCCAAGCGUGUGCCAGACGUCACUCUGACAGCAGUGCCAAGGUGAGGAAGCUAAAGGGCUCAGAUGAACACUUGAGUGUGGAAAGAGCAGGAGGAGGCCACGAGGUGCUGGGCUCCUCAUCCUCUGGUCGGACCCGUAGCUUCUCCCUCCUCCCCCACCUAACCCCAUCUUCAUCCCCGGGUCCUCAGAGGCACCUGAGCCACGCGGCCUCACCCGGCAACAUCGUCACCAUCACCCACCACAAAUCUCCGGCUGCAGCUCGGCGGGCCAAGAAUAUGUACCCGGGACGGCUGCUGGAGGUCAAAGAGGUGAUGUCCCAGGCAGAGGGCCAACAGAAGAACCUGGUCCAGUCCAUUGACUCGCUGCCCCCCAGAGGCCCUCUCUCCUGUCUGGACCAGGACCUGCUGCUGCUCAAAGCCACGUCGGCCGCCACACUCAGCUGCCUGGGAGAGUGCCUGAACAUCCUCCAACAGACCCAGAGCCACAGCCAGGCACCACCUCAGUCCAACGCCUCCCAGUGCAACUACGCCGCCCACGGAGCCCCCUCCGAUGGUGUUCCUGUGUGGACUGUACCAAAGUCGCCCUCAGGGGAGCAGUUGAAGAAUGGAGGUCUGACUCCUCUACAAUCAGCCGAGCCUUCGCCGGCCUUCAGGAAAAGGAGUCUGUCCCAUGGUGCUGAGCAGCACCAAGGGCUGGAAGACAUCAACCACACUGAAGAGGUGACAGACAUGGAGGAUAACGAAGAGGAGGACCUGGGUGUCCUGGACGACCAACGGAGCAUCAUUCUCCACCUGCUCUCCCAGCUCAAACUGGGCAUGGACCUCACACGGGUGGUGUUGCCUACCUUUAUUUUGGAGAAGCGAUCGCUACUGGAGAUGUACGCCAACUUCAUGGCCCAUCCUGACAUGUUCCUGUCAAUCACAGCGGGGGCCACAGCCGAAGACCGGAUAGUCCGUUUUGUCGAGUACUACCUGACCGCAUUCCACGAGGGUCGGAAAGGUGCCGUGGCCAAGAAGCCCUACAACCCCGUGCUGGGGGAGACCUUCCACUGUUCCUGGGAAGUGCCUCGGGACAAAGUCAAACCUUUGGUCAGGUCAAACCAAGGGUCCUCUUGGGAGCCGAGCAUUGGCUCCAACAACACGCAGCAGGGUGAUGAUUCACCAGGAGGCUGCUACCGAGUCCGAUUUGUGGCCGAGCAGGUGUCCCAUCAUCCACCAGUGUCAGGGUUUUACUGUGAGUGCCGGGAGAAGAGUAUGUGCGUCAACGCCCACGUAUGGACCAAGAGCAAGUUCAUGGGAAUGUCUAUAGGAGUGUCCAUGGUGGGAGAAGGGGUACUUUGUCUCUUAGAGCACGAUGAGGAGUAUGUCUUCACGUUGCCCUGUGCCUACGCCCGCUCCAUCCUCACAGUGCCCUGGGUAGAGCUGGGGGGCAAAGUCUCCAUCAACUGUGCCAAGAGCGGCUACUCUGCCACCGUCACCUUUCACACCAAGCCUUUCUAUGGAGGGAAGGUACACAGAGUGACGGCAGAGGUCAAACACAACCCGACCAACACCAUUGUGUGCAAAGCCCAGGGCGAGUGGAAUGGCACGCUGGAGUUCACGUACAGCAGCGGGGAAACCAAAGUGAUCGACACGGCCAAACUCCCCGUCACCAGGAAGAAGCUGCGGCCUGUGGAGAAACAGGGGAGGACAGAAUCCAGGAGAUUAUGGCAACACGUCACCAAGUCGCUGAAGGAAGGGAACAUCGACGAGGCCACGGAGCACAAACACCGACUGGAGGAGCGACAGAGAGGGGAGGAGAGGCAGAGAUCAGCGGAUAACAAACCCUGGACACCCAAAUACUUCACUAAAGAGGGAGACAGUUGGAUCUACAAUAUCCCACUGUCGAAGUCGACCUGACAGCAGAACAUCACUCUCUUCCGAUGGACAAUAACGGAGAUCCCUCCUCUCCACAAGCAAAGGGAGAAGAGUCCUCCAGAGACCUCCAGCCCUCAGAUACAGACUCACAACAGAGACACAAACAGGAAGUAAACAAGGUGCCAAAGCGAUCUCCACUGUUAUAACCAAGAUGGUGGUCGGAGCUCUGGGGACAGAAGUACAUUUUUAUAUACAGUUAUUAGUAUUACUAUUCAAAGUAGAGUAUUUCUAUUUUUCACCUUGCCAAGGCCUUUUUUGCACACGCACAGUAAUGAAGUUUGUCACUGGUGUUUGACUUUGUAUUUGUUUUGUUUUGUUUUUUUAAAUAAUCAAUAUGUUUUCUCAGACAUCGUCAAUGUUUGGUUCAAAGCUUUUAGUUUGUAAUACAGCGUUAGAAUGAAUCCAUACAAGUUCCCCGUCACAGAUGAAACUGUAGCUGUAAAUGAGUUGUUUAUAAAGCACUUUUACCAUAGAAAUAAAUUCUAUAAUCUAUAUUUAUGGCUUUUACUAAUCAGGGGGGGGUCUCUAAGAGCUUUAUAGGAAAUAAGAACACGUAACCAGAUUUAAAAUGAAAUAUAAAUCAAGAGUUAAACAAAUGUACUACAUUAGACUGUGUUCAUAUAUUAUUAUUAUUAUUCAGUACAUUACAGUGAUUUAAUAUAAAAGUAAAUGUCCUGAUUGUUUUGUCUGCACUAUGAAUGUAUUCUGGCACAUUUGAAUAUUAUGCUACUUUUCCAUCUUGUACUGUUACACGUGCUUUUUGUGUUUUAUUUUUAUUUUGCUAUUUCUCUCAAUUUAAAGUAUGACACCCACUGAGUGAUACGCCUCUACAUAUCAGACGCUUUCCAUUACUACCUCUCUUAUUCAGCUAUUCAAACCAUUAGUCACUUUUUUUUGUCGGAAAAAGAAAACACUGGUUUGUAAAUUGCAAAAUGCUCCUAGGUCCUGUUAUGUUUUUUGUAUCCUUGCCUCUAAGAUGGCACUUGUGCAAUUAGGCAGCCCGUGCCUCCCGAAGUUAAUACUUCACCUUUGGUUGCCCGUGGUGAUGAAUAUGGAUGAGGCGGCUCAGAGAAACACACUAUCAAGUUCUCCCAUCUGGAGUUUGCUGGAAGGUUUCCUAUGUGAAGAUGAGCGGAUAAUCUAGCAGAGAAUAGGAUAUGUAUUUGGGUCAUAUUACUGUGGUGCUCUAAUUUUCUCAUGUUUGACAAACUACGUGAUCAAUUUUCACACUGAAUAGCUUUUCCAAACAGAGUAAAGCAGAAAUUUAUAACAGGAAUUAACAGCAUAUCCACUUCACUUGUUCUUCCAUGACAAUUAUUUACUUUUUUUUUUUAAACAUAAACAUCUCACUGCUUGCUUUUAUUUGUUCAAAUUUAAAUAGUAUUAGUAUUUUAAAGCCAGGUGAGUUUACCAGAUGCCUAUUUGUAGCGUAUGUCAUGACGGUAUAAAAAACAAACCUGCAACCAUUUAGAAAUACUUUUUAAUUACACUCGCCUUACAUGAAACUAACAUUUUUUGAAUAUAUAUCCAAAAGAAUCCAGACUCACUAAAGUAGAGUGAUUGUUGGUGAAGGAGGGAUUGUCCAUUAAUAAAGACCUUCUAUCUUUUUUUAAUCAAA
Anoplopoma fimbria (sablefish) is the source of this 4442-nucleotide messenger RNA. RefSeq names its product oxysterol-binding protein-related protein 10. Gene Ontology annotation, cellular component: intracellular membrane-bounded organelle; cytosol; membrane. The coding region runs from base 392 to 2806 and encodes 804 amino acids. The transcript has 13 exons. Gene Ontology annotation, molecular function: cholesterol binding. The record is from RefSeq and is a predicted model, not a curated record. Lineage: Eukaryota; Metazoa; Chordata; Actinopteri; Perciformes; Anoplopomatidae.